Messenger RNA from Chlorocebus sabaeus (green monkey), 3095 nucleotides. RefSeq names its product poly(A) binding protein cytoplasmic 3 (gene PABPC3). Gene Ontology annotation, molecular function: RNA binding. Lineage: Eukaryota; Metazoa; Chordata; Mammalia; Primates; Cercopithecidae. The record is from RefSeq and is a predicted model, not a curated record.
CUCUACUCUCACGGAAAGGUGGCGGUUUGUGUCCCGGGGGCAGCCGUGCCGAGAAUGAACCCCAGCACCCCCAGCUACCCAACGGCCUCGCUCUACGUGGGGGACCUGCACCCCGACGUGACCGAGGCCAUGCUCUAUGAGAAGUUCAGCCGGGCGGGGCCCAUCCUCUCCAUCCGGGUCUGUAGGGACGUUAUCACCCGCCGCUCCUCCAGCUACGCGUAUGUGAACUUCCAGCACCCGAAGGACGCGGAGCGUGCUCUGGAUACCAUGAAUUUUGAUGUGAUAAAGGGCAAGCCAGUACGCAUCAUGUGGUCUCAGCGUGAUCCAUCACUUCGCAGAAGUGGAGUGGGCAACAUAUUCGUUAAAAAUCUGGAUAAAUCCAUUAAUAAUAAAGUACUGUAUGAUACAGCUUCUGCUUUUGGUAACAUCCUUUCAUGUAAGGUGGUGUGUGAUGAAAAUGGUUCCAAGGGUUAUGGAUUUGUACACUUUGAGACACACGAAGCGGCUGAAAGAGCUAUUGAAAAAAUGAAUGGAAUGCUCCUAAAUGAUCGCAAAGUAUUUGUUGGACGAUUUAAGUCUCGUAAAGAACGAGAAGCUGAACUUGGAGCUAGGGCAAAAGAGUUCCCCAAUGUUUACAUCAAGAAUUUUGGAGAAGACAUGGACGAUGAGCGCCUUAAGGAUCUCUUUGGCAAGUUCGGGCCCGCCUUAAGUGUGAAAGUAAUGACUGAUGAAAGUGGAAAAUCCAAAGGAUUUGGAUUUGUGAGCUUUGAAAGACAUGAAGAUGCACAGAAAGCUGUAGAUGAGAUGAAUGGAAAGGAGCUCAAUGGAAAACAAAUUUACGUUGGUCGAGCUCAGAAAAAAGUGGAACGGCAGACGGAACUGAAGCGCAAAUUUGAACAGAUGAAGCAAGAUAGGAUCACCAGAUACCAGGUUGUUAAUCUUUAUGUGAAAAAUCUUGAUGAUGAUAUUGAUGAUGAACGUCUCCGGAAAGCAUUUUCUCCAUUUGGUACAAUCACUAGUGCAAAGGUUAUGAUGGAAGGUGGUCGCAGCAAAGGGUUUGGUUUCGUUUGUUUCUCCUCCCCAGAAGAAGCCACUAAAGCAGUUACAGAAAUGAACGGUAGAAUUGUGGCCACAAAGCCAUUGUAUGUAGCUUUAGCUCAGCGCAAAGAAGAGCGCCAGGCGCACCUCACUAACGAGUAUAUGCAGAGAAUGGCAAGUGUACGGGCUGUGCCCAACCCUGUAAUCAACCCCUACCAGCCAGCACCUCCUUCAGGUUACUUCAUGGCAGCUGUCCCACAGACUCAGAACCGUGCUGCAUACUAUCCUCCUAGCCAAAUUGCUCAACUAAGACCAAGUCCUUGCUGGACUGCUCAGGGUGCCAGACCUCAUCCAUUCCAAAAUAAGCCCAGUGCUAUCCGCCCAGCUGCUCCUAGAGUACCAUUUAGUACUAUGAGACCAACUUCCUCACAGGUUCCACGAGUCAUGUCAACGCAGCGUGUUGCUAACACAUCAACACAGACAGUGGGUCCACGUCCUGCAGCUGCUGCUGCUGCUGCUACCCCUGCUGUGCGCACAGUUCCACGGUAUAAAUAUGCUGCGGGAGUUCGCAAUCCUCAGCAACAUCUUAAUGCACAGCCACAAGUUACAAUGCAACAGCCUGCUGUUCAUGUACAGGGUCAGGAAACUUUGACUGCUUCCAUGUUGGCAUCUGCCCCUCCUCAAGAGCAGAAGCAAAUGUUGGGUGAACGGCUCUUUCGUCCUAUUCAAGCCAUGCACCCUACUCUUGCUGGUAAAAUCACUGGCAUGUUGUUGGAGAUUGAUAAUUCAGAACUUCUUCAUAUGCUCGAGUCUUCACAGUCACUUCGUUCUAAGGUUGAUGAAGCUGUAGCUGUACUACAAGCCCACCAAGUUAAAGAGGCUACCCAGAAAGCAGUUAACAGUGCCACCGGUGUUCCAACUGUUUAAAAUUGAUCAGAGACCACGAAAAGAACCUUGUGCUUCACUGAAGAAAAAUAUCUAAACAUCGAGAAACUUAAAUACUAUGAGAAAAAAAAUUGCAAAUCUAAAAUAAAUAAAAAGUGGAAAGGAAACUUUGAACCUUAUGUACCGUGCAAAUGCCAGGUCUAGCAAAUAUGAUGCUAGUGCUAUAUUACUUACUGAUUUAAAAACAAAAAAGAUUACUUAAUUGAUUUAAAAACAAAAAAAUAGUAAAAUAUAAAAACAAGUUAAUGUUUUGUAGACCCUGGGGAAAAGAAUUUUCAGCAAAGUACAAAAAUUUAAAGCAUUCCUUUCUUUAAUUUUUUAAUUCUUUACUGUGGAAUAGCUCAAAAUGUCAGUUCUGUUUUAAGUAACAGAAUUGAUAACUGAGCAAGGAAACAUAGUUUGGAUUAUAAAAUUCUUGCUUUAAUAAAAAUUUCUUAAACAGUAAAAAAAAAGAAAAAUAAUUAAUUUACUAAUAGUCUUUCUUUACAUUUUCUAUUACUGUAUCUCCCACUAUAUUUCAAAUAUGAAAAUCACCUUUUCACCAGAAUUUUAGGUCUUUACAUAUAGUGUUUAUUUUUAAUAUUCAUAAGUGAAAAUAUGCAAUGACAAAAUAGUAAUUAUAAAUUCAGUAACAUUUGUUCAAAAUGGUAAGACUUAUUUAUUUAUAUUGCACUAUUUUUAAGUCAAAAAUAAACACAUAGUUUUAAAAAUCUAAUUGAACAGGAGGCUAAACUUGGUUCUGAUCACAGAGAUAAUCAUUUGGUUUUAGUGUUUCUGGUAGUUGAUUUUCUUCAAUAAUAAUUGUACAUAGUUAUUUCUUGGUUUAUCAAUUUUGUAAUUUAUUGACUUCCUGCUGUAACAAAUAGAGAUAUGUUUCAUCUACCCCUUCCCACCAUCCUCCUCCUACUCCCAAUGUAAUUUAUCACUACUUGUAGUUUCUUUAUUGGUAAUAUUAAUUAAUAUAAAUAUUUAUAAUUAAUGUUACACCUAGUGAAUUGUAUAAAAGGACAGCCCAUUUGAGCAUUCUCCUUUAAGAUGAGGCUGUGACAUUGCACUACAUAGAAAUAUAAUUAUAACUAUACCAUAUUACUUUGCAAUAAACUAUAUAGAGA